Molecule: messenger RNA, 4824 nt
Organism: Pogona vitticeps (central bearded dragon)
Lineage: Eukaryota; Metazoa; Chordata; Lepidosauria; Squamata; Agamidae
Source: RefSeq, a predicted model, not a curated record
AAAGACACUUGUGAAAAUGGCAUGCCCAAGGAAUUUCAAAAGAUGCAGACCACCUGAUUGAAGAUGGUGGCUCUGUGUUUUACUCCAUUUAAUUAGUAAAUUGCCACUGUUCCAUAAGAAAGUCAUGAUUACAUUAACUGAACUCAGAUGCUUAGCAGAUGCCCAGUCUUCAUACCAAAUCUUGAAACCGUGGUGGGAUGUCUUCUGCUAUUAUCUCACCAUGAUAAUGCUGCUUGUUGCUGUUAUUGCUGGGGCACUCCAGCUUACUCAGACUAGAUUGUUAUGUUGUCUUCCUUGCAAGCUUGAGUUUGACAAUCAUUGUGCAGUGCCUUGGGAUCUGGUUAAAAGCAACAUUAAUGUGUCCUUCAGCUCUGCAACACCAAUAAUGCGCCCUCUGAGAAUACAGAACUAUCUUCAUCGUCAGCAGUACUCUUACAUUGACGCCGUGUGUUACGAGAGAGAGCUUCACUGGUUUGCCAAAUUUUUCCCAUACUUAGUGCUUCUCCAUACUUUCAUUUUCGCAGCUUGCAGUAAUUUUUGGCUUUACUAUCCCAGCACAAGUUCAAGGCUGGAGCAUUUUGUAGCCAUUCUUCAUAAAUGUUUUGAUUCUCCCUGGACAACACGUGCUCUGUCAGAGACGGUGGCUGAACAGUCUGUGAGGACUCUGCCUCUCUCCAAAUCAAAAAAAUUUAUCUCCUCACCAAGCAACUUCACAGAAUUGGACAGUAAGCGGCAAUCUGUGUCCUACUCGCAAACUGGACUAGAAACAGCUGGAAGAGAAAGCUCUUCAAAUGUCCUAGACAGAAAAGAAGGAGAACAAGCAAAAUCAAUUUUUGAAAAAGUUAAGAGGUUCAGGAUGCAUGUUGAACAGAAAGAUAUCAUUUAUCGAGUGUAUCUAAAGCAGAUUGUGGUCAAAGUCAUUGUGUUUAUAUUGAUAAUGAUUUACGUUCCCUAUUAUUUAACCUUUGUUACACUAGAAUUUGACUGCAUAGUUGAUAUUCAGGUCUUUACUGGCUACAAGAGAUACCAAUGUGUUUAUUCAUUGGCAGAAAUUUUUAAAGUGCUUGCUUCAUUCUAUGUUAUUUUGGUGAUCUUAUAUGGCCUGACGUGCACUUACAGUCUGUUAUGGAUGGUGAGAAGUUCACUGAAACAAUACUCUUUUGAGAAGCUGAGGGAGCAGAGUAAUUAUAGUGAUAUCCCUGAUGUGAAAAAUGAUUUUGCCUUUAUUCUUCAUCUGGCAGACCAGUAUGACCCCCUAUAUUCUAAGCGGUUCUCCAUUUUCCUGUCUGAGGUGAGUGAAAAUAAGUUGAAGCAAAUUAGUCUAAAUAAUGAGUGGUCUUUAGAGAGACUGAGAAGCAAGCUGGUACGAAAUUCCCAGGACAAGAUGGAACUUCAUCUUUUUAUGCUUAGUGGUCUUCCAGAUGAUGUCUUUGAACUCACAGAGAUAGAAGUUCUCACCCUAGAACUCAUUCCUGAGAUUAAGCUUCCUUCAUCAGUAAACCAGUUGCCCAGUCUCAAGGAAUUAAACCUUUAUCAUUCAUCAUUAACUGUAGAAUUCCCAGCCUUGAGUUUCCUGGAAGAGAAUCUCAGAAUCCUGCGUCUAAAAUCAGCUGACCUAAGCAAAAUUCCACGCUGGGUCUUCUAUCUAAGGAAUCUCCAGGAAUUGUAUUUGACAGGAUGCUACAUGCUAGAACCCCAGAAUGGCCUCUACAAUGAAGGCUUUCAGGAACUUGUGAAUCUGAAAACAAUUCACUUAAAGAGUAGCCUUUCGCGCAUACCUCAGGUGGUUACUGACCAGCUGCCUUCACUACAAAAGUUAUCUAUUGAUAAUGAGGGGAGAAAACUGCUAGUGUUGACCAACUUGAAGAAACUGCUGAACCUGAGAACUUUGGAAUUGAUCAGCUGUGACCUGGAACGCAUUCCACAUUCUAUCUUCAGCCUGAAUUAUUUGCAUGAAAUAGACCUGAAAGAAAAUAAUCUCAGAACGGUAGAAGAAAUCAUUAGUUUUCAACACCUGGAGAACCUUUCUUGUCUGAAACUGUGGCACAAUAAUAUAUCCUACAUCCCAGUGCAGAUUGGAACUUUGGCAAAUCUGGAGCAGCUCUUUUUAAACCACAAUAACAUUAAAAAAAUCCCACCACAGCUCUUUCUUUGCAAAAAACUGCAUUAUUUGGAUCUUAGUUAUAACAAGCUAACCUCUGUUCCUGAUGAAAUCCAGUAUUUAACAAAUCUGCAGUAUUUUGCGGUAACGAAGAACCAUAUUGAAGCACUUCCAGAUGAAUUGUUUCAGUGCAAAAAACUGCAGUACCUCCUUCUGGGACAUAACAGCCUGACACAUUUGUCGCCUCAGAUUGGUGAACUCUCCAGUCUUCUUCAUUUGGAGCUCAAAGGAAACUAUCUGGAGUCAUUACCUGCUGAGCUAGAGGAAUGUAGUUCUCUGAAACGGAGUUGUCUGGUUGUGGAAGAAUGCUUAUUAAAAACACUUCCCCUUCGAGUGACAGAGCCUGUGCCGAUCUUGGACAAAGCCUGAGUUUAAGAGAACUGUCUUGUGUGUACAGGCAAAACCCUCUGGAGUUCUUAAGCCCCAACUCUGAAGAAAAAUAUGCUUUGCUUCAGAUUUGCAACUCUACGUUGACUCAAAUCUCUCUUAAAAAUAUGUACACAUUUAAGUUUUAAACAUAUACAGAUUUGGCAUGUAUAUGCAUGCAUCUCAUGAAAAUCUGAAUUGUGAAUGAAUGCGUUCAGAGCUAAGCGGAAUAGUGUUUUAAUUAUUUUUGAGUGGCUGAGAUAGAAAAAUCCAGUUUGAAUCUAGUGAGAGCUAUUUUCCCAUGCCACUUUUAUUUCAACAGUAAUUUAUAUAUUUUCCUGUAAGGACCAACAAAUAAAGCUUUCCUGAUAUGUUUACCAUUGGCCCAUUUCUGGUAUGGAGAGGGAGCUUUAAUGGAGGCUGUCUUGUAUAAAAGAUCAUUGUUCAGUGCACUGAGGAAUAGAUUUAAAGUCAAAUAGUUUCAGUAUUUUUAUAAGUGAUGUGGAUAACUUCAUCAGGAUUUUUUCAUACCCAACCAUAAUUCAGAUUCCAUUGAGACAUUCCACCUGGCAUUGUCUAGAAUAUACCACUAGCCAUCAUGCCAUCUGGACUCCCAUUUAUGUGGCUUUAAGGAGUGAUAAUGGGAAGAACACUGUGUACAUAGUGGAACAUAAAUAUGCCUGGUUUAAAGGUGAAAUCAAGCAUUUGAGAACUAUGCAAGUUGUUAAGUUUAACAUGAGAGGUGUCUUUUGUGCUACGCUUAGUAUGUAUAAAUGCAAGUUUUUUAGCCCUUGUCUCUAAACUUGAGAUAGCAGUAGGACUUCAGUAUGAUACAGAGAUUCUGUUUCUGUGCCAUACCAAUGGCUGUUUUAUCUUUCCCAGUUUUCCUACUCUUCCCCAGUUUGUGUACUAAUAUGCUUCUGGGGAUGUUUCAGAAAUGUGCAGCAAGUUAUAAAAGGGACGGUACAGUUCAAGCAUUUAGAGAUGGUGUACUGCAGAUUAUCUUCACAAAAAGGAAAAUAGUUAACGUUAUGACCUGGAAAUGGGUGGCCCUAUGUACUUGUCUCUUAUUCAUUGCCAAAGGUAAUGGAAAACUUCUGUUACAUAUUCACAUUACAUCUUUCUGAAUAGUCACGAAAGCAAAUAAAAGUUCACUUGCAAAUACAGGCUUUGAUCCUAACAAAAGCUUUGGGAACCUCUCCUUGGUGGAAUUGCUAUGAAACCAUAUUUCUGUUAAAGGAGAAGGUGGGAGGUGGCUUUCAACACUUUCCCCCCUCCCAGCAACCCCUUGCAUGCCCCCCCAAAAAUGUUCCAGAAUGUAGGAAAUUCCUUGCAACAGAAUGGGGAAUGAUCCAGGAGCUGUAGAAGGAAAGAAAGGGAAAUUAUUACAUCCACUAUCCUCCACCUUCAUCCAGCAGCAGCUUUUGCUUGGCCAGCAUCCCUUCCAUGGGCAGAAGGAGCUUUUAUAGAAGUUAUGGUAAAACCUAUGGAAUUUUUCGUAUCUAUUUCAUAUCUAUUUCAGUGCUGCUCUGAGACAUCUUUGUGAUUUUUGAUUCCUGACACAAAAAUGUAAGAACUUGGUAGCAUGCUUUCAAAGAAAGAGUACUUUAUAUUUCUGUGUGAUGUAUUCAGGUGUUCUGCUUACUAAUGUUAUGCCUAUUUUGUGAGACUGGGUUGAAUGAGAUACUAGAAAUGUUUGUGACAAGUUUACAUUAGUAUGUGCUUUUUAAAAAAAAUCUUUAGAAAUAGCUCAGUUCCAUUAUACCACAGAACUCAGCUGCGUUAAAAAGAAAAAGAAAAUCUCACUUUGGUAAUAUCUGUCCAUUGUAAUAAUUACAUUCCAAAGAUCUUUUAAAUAGCUCUCAGGGAACAGAAAAUGUGUUGUUUUAUGUCUAAUUCUCCCAGCCUUUUAUUUGGCAGAGGAGGGGGAGAUACAACUUAAUUAUUUUGUUGAGGCAUCACACACCAAGUAAUAAAUAACCUGGGACCAUUAUCCUAAUGAACAUGUGCUUGUUGCAUUAGACUAUAUUGGGAAAGCAUAGUCUGCAUAUUUCAGAGUCUACUUGUGAUGAGAGAACUUUGGAGUUGAUUUUUGUCACACAAAAGCAGCAGACCUGCAGCAACAUGGACCUCUGGUCUUCAUGAAAAAAAUUAAUCAUGUGAUUGGGAUCUAAGCCUCCAUCUUACCACUUUUCACACAUUACAAAAUUAACUGAAAUCUCCUCAUCUUUGCCUCUCUUUUUUCCAGGAUUGCUUUUCCUUUCCUCAUCUUCUGACUUGUUCGUGUGAGCAGUCUU